Apis laboriosa (Himalayan honeybee) is the source of this 2404-nucleotide messenger RNA. RefSeq names its product X-ray repair cross-complementing protein 5-like. Gene Ontology annotation, cellular component: nucleus; Ku70:Ku80 complex. The record is from RefSeq and is a predicted model, not a curated record. Gene Ontology annotation, molecular function: damaged DNA binding; DNA helicase activity; telomeric repeat DNA binding. The transcript is spliced from 16 exons. Gene Ontology annotation, biological process: cellular response to X-ray; telomere maintenance; DNA recombination. Lineage: Eukaryota; Metazoa; Arthropoda; Insecta; Hymenoptera; Apidae.
UUCUAUAUUAGUGAUUGAGAAUUUUUUUCUGAAACAAUAAUUAAAUUUCUAUUUUUUAAUUGAGAUUAAUUUUUAGCAUUUUUAAAUACAAGCAAAAUCUAUACAUAUUAACUAUAAUCGUAUAAAAUGUCUUCAAAAAUAAGAAAGGAAUCAUUAGUAUUAUUAUUAAACAUUGGAGUAACAAAUCCAAAUGUAGAAAAUAAUUCUUUAUUAGUUGAAAAAGCAAAGCAUAUUGCACAGAGAAAAAUUGAAAAAAUGAUUUUUUUAAAACCUAAAGAUGAAGUUGCAAUAAUGUUGAUGGGUUCCUCGAUUACAAAAAAUAAUCUUAAUUCAAAAUAUAUAGAAGAAUUCACAGAUUUUCAGGUUGCAAAUUGGGAUUUUGUAAGAAAAUGCAUGAAUUUAAAAAGUACAAAAUAUUGUUAUAAUUGGGUUGAAGCACUUUAUGCUGCAGUGGAAUUUAUAAAACAAAAUGUUAUUGAUAAUUCUAUAAGGAAAAUAAUUUUGAUGUCUGAUUUUAAUGAAGAAACAAAUAUUAUUUCAAAAUUUGAAGCAAAAUUAAUCGCAAAUAAACUCUUUGAAGAAAAAAUUCAAUUAAUCACCAUAGCAGAAAAUCUACUGCAUGAUAAAUCUUUGACUUCUCUUAACAGUAGCAAAAAGCUUUUGAAGGAUGUUCAUGAUCAGAUUAAUGGUCAACAUAUAAUAUUUGAUGAUGCUAUAUCAAGUUUGAAAUUUUAUGAAGAAACACCAGUAAAACUAUUUCCAACUUAUUAUGAUUUACAAUUACUUGAUAAAAAAAUACCAAUUGUUAGUUAUGUUAAAAUAGAUAUAGAAAAAUUUCCAACAUGGAAAAAAGCAAAAGGUAAUCAAAAACUUGAAACAAAAACUGAAUAUUUGGAUGGACAAAGAAAUUCUUAUGCAAAGGAUGAAAUUAUAAAAGGAUAUAAAUAUGGAGGAACUUUUAUUCCAGUUGAAAAGGAAUUAGAAGAUAAGAUGAGUUAUAAAAGUGGGAUGAAAAGCUAUAAAAUUUACGGUUUUACAGAUAGAAAUAAUAUUGAUUUGGAACAUUUUUAUAAAAGUGCAACACAUGUUAUUUUACCUUCAAGUGAAAAAAGUAAUGUAACAAAACCAUUUUAUAGUUUGGUACAAGCAAUGCAUGAAACAAAGUCAGUUGCUAUUGUGAGAAAAGUUUUCAGAAAUAAUAACACUCCUAGAAUGGUUGCAUUGUUUCCAUGUAUUGAUAUUCCUGAUGAACCAUGGUGCUUAAUAGAAAUAGAAUUAGCAUUUGCAGAAGAUCAAAGAUUAAUAGAAUCAAGACCUAUGAAAUCUAUAAUUAAACAAUUAUCGAAUGAACAAAAUGAAGCUGUAGAUAAUUUAAUAAAUUCUCUAAUGUUAAAUGAUAUACAGGAUAGUUAUGAAGUUGAUGGAAAUCAAUAUUUUUUACCUGGAUGUGUUCCAAAUCCUGCAAUACAGCAUAGAUGGCAUAUAUUAUCAUAUCGUGCCAUUAAUCCAGAUAAACCAUUACCACCUAUGGAGAAUUAUUUGAAAAAAAUUUUGGAAGCUCCAUUAAUAAAAGAAAGAAGUAAAUCUCAUAUGCAGAAUAUUGCACAGCUAUUUCGAUUAGAAAAUAUAGAUUUAAAGGCCAAAGAAAAAAGUGAUAUAAAUGAAGAUAACAUGCAGAUCGAUGAUAAUUCUGAUACUAAAGAUUGUAAUAAAAUAGAAGAUAAAGUUGAUAUUGAAAAUAAUUUUUAUAAAGAAGAUUCAAUUUUAUCUUUGGAUACCUCAGAUGUUGAUCUUGAUGAAUUAGCCUGCGGGGAGCGCAAAUCUGCCGCAAUCUCAGUCAACGAAGAGACGUUGCCUCGCGUGGAUCAACAGGUGUUUUUGCCCGUGUAAAGUACAUUUAUCAGUAUGGGGAUCACAUAUAUAUGCAGUGUGAUAGCUCUGUUUACCGUACUUCUUGUGACGACAGAAGCUGGUGAUAUGAUGCGGAAAAGCAUUGUUUUCGACAAAAACACUCCAGAUGUAUUCUACUGUCCACAACAGAAACCGACUGGCUUUGAGAAAAUGCUCGUGACCGCGAAACCAUUGUCAAGACUUUGCCAAUUUGAGGGAAAACCGAUCCCACCAGAUUACAAGAGCGAUUGUUAUAAUGAUGUAGACGAAACCGAAUAUGCGUGUAAAGAGAAAUACAGAAUCAUGAUGCGAUUACAUCCACCAGGAAGUGAAACACCAUACAAUGGUUCACGUUUAUCAAGAUUCCUUGCUUUUGAUAAAGAUAUCUAUAAGAAGAAGAAUCAAAUUAAAGAUAAUGAUUGAUAAGAAAAAUUAUUCAUAAAUUUAUAAUUUUUUUUAUAAUACAAUUAUUGACAAAUUUUAUGAUCAAUUUAAUAUUUUUUUCAGAUUUUAA